AUUCUCUGUUCCUUUGUAUAUAAUAUGCUAUGCAAGCUAAUAGUGGUCUCCUCUAACUAUCUCUCUUACAAGGAUUCAAGGAUCUCUUCUAUACUUCUCCCUCUAUCCUAUCUAUCCCCUUUUUCGCUAUUUUCUUCCUAUCAAAUAUUUCUAUUGAGAUCCUUAUUCCUUGAUUACCUUUCUCAUAAUUAAUUGCAAGACGACAUCAUGGCGAAUGCUGCAUCUGGAAUGGCUGUGCAUGACGAUUGUAAGCUGAAGUUUUUGGAACUUAAAUCAAAGAGAAACUACAGGUAUAUCAUUUUCAAAAUUGAGGACCAACAAGUGGUCUUGGAGAAACUUGGAGGCCCCGAAGAAAGCUACGACGAUUUCACUAAGUCUCUGCCUGAAGAUGAGUGCCGCUAUACUGUCUUUGAUUUUGACUUCGUUACUAGUGAAAAUUGCCAGAAAAGCAAGAUUUUCUUCAUUGCCUGGUCUCCCGACACAUCAAAGGUGAGAAUGAAGAUGGUGUAUGCGAGCUCUAAGGACAGAUUCAAGAGAGAACUAGAUGGUAUUCAAGUUGAAUUGCAAGCAACAGAUCCUAGCGAAAUGAGCUUUGACAUUAUUAAAUCUCGAGCUCUUUGAAUCUCAUCAUAUCCAUCUUCAGCCUCCCUUCAAUGCUGUUGUAUUUUUAGUGUUUUCCCAAUUUGAUUAUGUUCAAGUCAUACACUUAUCUUUGUGUUAUGAUGUAACACCAUAUUACCUUACUCUGUAUGCUGCAACAGUCUUAACAGCAUUUCUGUCAAUUGCAUUUCAUUAGCCUGAUCAUUUGUGGAUAUUCUUUUGUUUUCCCCAAAAUGAAACAUCAGACCGUGAUCUCAUGCAUUUCAA
This is a messenger RNA of Capsicum annuum, 867 nucleotides long. Its product is annotated as actin-depolymerizing factor 7. The record is from RefSeq and is a predicted model, not a curated record. Lineage: Eukaryota; Viridiplantae; Streptophyta; Magnoliopsida; Solanales; Solanaceae. The coding region runs from base 208 to 621 and encodes 137 amino acids. Gene Ontology annotation, molecular function: actin filament binding. The transcript has 3 exons. Gene Ontology annotation, biological process: actin filament depolymerization. Gene Ontology annotation, cellular component: actin cytoskeleton; cytoplasm.